GCCCGCGCGCCCGCGGCUUUGUGUGGAGUCUGCCGGGGCCGGGAGGCGGGGCGGAGGAUCCCGGAGGCUUCCUAGGUUCUGGGAGGGAGCUUCUCCUGGACGCCCCGGGCCGCACACAAGCCCGGACGUGAAGGGUGACCGUGCUGCACGGGCGAGUCCCCGGGCAGGCCGAGAGGAGCUUGCAGGCCGCGCGUCUGUGAGGCUGCUGGGCCGGAGUCCCCCCAGACGAGGGGGAGCCACGCGUGACGGCUGCCCCGGCGGCCGGCUGGCCCCGGUCAUGUGAUCGAGCGAUUCCAGACGCCGUGGCCAACUGCCGCCCGGGUGCUGCGUGUUGUGCAUGGAUUAUUUCCUGUCUGGCUCUCACCUCGGCUCCAGGGGGUCUGGGUAAUGUUUGAUGCCCACUUUACGGAGCAGAUAGAGGCCCAAGGUGUCAUUUGUGCAAGAACGCACAGUAGGAAGUGGCGGACCCAGGAUGGGGGACCCUUGCAGUCUAGCCCCAGAGCUCCAACUCAUACCAGUGGAGAACUCCUGCAUCCUAAGUGACCAUCUUUCCACCAUAGAAAAGGACACAAAUGGAGAAGUUCUGUGGGUGUGGUGUUAUCCUUCCACGACAGCUACUUUAAGGAAUCUGCUGCUGAGAAAAUGCUGCCUUACAGAGGAAAACAAACUUCUCCAGCCCUUCGUCUUUGGUCAGUACAGAAGAACAUGGUUUUAUAUCACAACAGUUGAAGUUCCAGAUUCUUCCGUUUUGAAAAAGGUGACUCAUUUUUCUGUUGUUCUGACCGCCAAAGAUUUUAAUCCAGAGAAAUAUGCCGCCUUCACUAGGAUAUUGUGUAGAAUGUACCUGAAACACGGGAGCCCAGUUAAGAUAAUGGAGAGUUACAUCACGGUUCUCACCAAGGGGAUAUGCCAGAGUGAAGAAAAUGGCUCUUUCCUUAGCAAGGACUUCGAUGCCCGAAAGGCAUACCUUGCAGGCUCCAUCAAAGACAUUGUAUCUCAAUUUGGAAUGGAAACUGUUAUCUUACACACAGCGUUGAUGCUAAAGAAAAGAAUUGUCGUCUAUCACCCCAAAAUAGAAGCUGUCCAGGAGUUUACCAGGACUCUGCCUGCCCUGGUGUGGCAUCGACAGGACUGGACCAUACUUCACUCGUAUGUGCACCUGGACACUGAUGAGCUGGAGGCCCUGCAGAUGUGCCCAGGUUACGUCGCUGGAUUUGUAGACUUGGAGGUGAGCAGUAGAUCAGACCUGUAUGAUGUGUUUGUGAAUCUGGCAGAUAGUGAGAUUACCAUUGCCCCGCUUGCAAAAGAGGCCAUGACAAUGGGCAAACUGCAUAAAGAAAUCGGUCAGUUAAUUGUCCAGUCAGCAGAAGAUCCAGAGAAGUCAGACAGCCAAGUUAUACAGGAUAUUUCCCUAAAAACAAAAGAAAUCUUCACCAACCUGGCUCCAUUUUCAGAAGUUUCGGAUGAUGGAGAAAAGCGAGUGCUCAAUUAUGAGGCCCUAAAGCAAAGACGAUUUCCACCAGCUACAGAAAACUUCCUCUACCAUCUGGCAGCCGCGGAACAGAUGCUGAAAAUCUGAUGGCGGGACAGCAUGUAUCGCUGAUGACUGAUCAAAAGCCCUAGCAUCAUGAAUAUCCAUUAACUAUGUAAAAUACUGGAAAUAACAAAGAAAAUGUUAUAUUUUUAAUGAUUUAUUUGAAAGCAUUGCAAUUUGACCUGAAAAAGCACUGAAACACAUAUGAAAACACUUCUGAUUUCCUCCGAGCUGAUUACUGCCAUGCCUACUCUCAGUGUUUACAAAGUGCUGUAACCACCUAUGUAUAUGUUAUAAAACAGCCCAGUGCCCUGGAGUAAGAGCAGAACAGCUCUGUCAAGUUCUCCUGCAAAUCACAGCAAAUCCAAAAGCCUUCAUUCUUAUAAGUUACAAUUUGUCUCAUUGUGUAACCACAAACUAAUGGUUUAUUUUCAGAAAGCUGCCUGAAAUUUUGCUUUGUAUUCUUCUAGGAAGAAUUUUAAUUCCUCAUGAGGAACUCUACUUUCUGAGCCAGACUACUAAGUUUUCUGCAGAACCGUCUAGAAGAUCAUUCAAAAGACCCUGCAGUUGCACUUUCUUGUAAAAGAAAUUUUUUUUCUUAGCCUUUGAACAUUUUGCCUAUAUUAUGAGGGUUUUGCAUAAAUUUUGUACUUGCGUAGACAACUUUAAUAGCCCAUAUUUAUACUGUUGCAGAGGUAAGCAUCUGGCAAGGUAAGCCAUUAGUACUCUUUAAUUAACCCAGUUGCUAGCAAUAUUCUUUUGAAGAAGAUGCCAGUCCUUAUGUAGUAGAGUAAAAUAAGCAGCCCAUUUUGAGUAUAUAUGUCCCUCUGACUGAAACAGCAACCUUAUAUAAUUGGUGAGACAGUGUGAGAAUUAACUUCUUAUAAAGGGCAAAACCAGAGAAUGUCUUCAAGCAAUGUCAGUAAAAAUAAUUUGGCCACAUAUGAAGGUACCAUUCUUGUUUCGUUAGAUACCUUUUUCAUAAUUGGAGACUUAAAAUUGCAAAAUAAGCACAGGGUCUAAAUUAUGCUGUUAUAUGUAUUCAUAUUAAUUAUGAAAGGUUAUUUUUCACUCAGUACUGUUGUCCUUAGAAAUCUUACCCAGAAAAAAUGUUUGCAAAAAAACUUGUCUUUAAUGGAUCUUUCCUUUAUUCUUGGUUUUAGACAUUUGUUAGGGAAAAAAUUUUAACAAUAGUCCCUCCUUGGGUGGGGGCAGGGGAGGAUUUGAAGUAAGAUGAUGUUUACUGAGGCAAACAAUUGAAAAUUAAAUCUGCACUUUAUGAAAAUGAAUACUAACAUCUUUUCUGCCCUCAUUUUUCUGUAUUACUAUAUUAGCUAAUGAUCAAAGUUGUUAAAAUGACAAAUUUAUGAUACAGAAAUAAAAUGAAAUAUUUUGAUACUCA
Molecule: messenger RNA, 2936 nt
Organism: Hippopotamus amphibius kiboko
Lineage: Eukaryota; Metazoa; Chordata; Mammalia; Artiodactyla; Hippopotamidae
Gene: DENND10
Product: DENN domain containing 10
Exons: 9
Coding region: 473-1579 (368 amino acids)
Biological process (GO): protein transport; regulation of early endosome to late endosome transport
Cellular component (GO): late endosome
Molecular function (GO): small GTPase binding; guanyl-nucleotide exchange factor activity
Source: RefSeq, a predicted model, not a curated record